Molecule: messenger RNA, 1310 nt
Organism: Zophobas morio
Lineage: Eukaryota; Metazoa; Arthropoda; Insecta; Coleoptera; Tenebrionidae
Product: serine incorporator 1-like
Exons: 6
Coding region: 61-978 (305 amino acids)
Cellular component (GO): membrane
Source: RefSeq, a predicted model, not a curated record
AACAAAUUAGGCAUUAUUGGGGCGUUUUUCAUUCCUGAGGGGUCAUUUGGGGAGACUUGGAUGUACUUUGGGAUGAUUGGAGGCUUUCUGUUUAUAUUCAUCCAGCUGAUUUUGAUUGUUGAUUUUGCCCAUUCGUGGGCGGAGGCUUGGGUGGGUAAUUUUGAGGAAACGGAAUCCAAAGGAUGGUAUUUUGCGUUACUGGCAGCCACGUUCCUCAAUUUUGCACUAACCAUCACCGGUAUAGUCUUACAUUUUGUAUUUUUCACAAAGUCCAGCGGUUGCGAUUUACACAAAUUCUUCAUCUCGUUUAAUUUAAUCUUGGCCGUUAUUAUCAGUGCGGUGUCGAUUUUACCGGCUGUACAGGAAAAAUUACCAAGGUCGGGACUUCUGCAGUCGUCCGUUGUGUCCUUGUACGUUACUUACUUGACAUGGUCUGCAGUUUCUAAUUCCCCAGAUUCGGAAUGCAACCCAGGCCUUCUGGGUAUCGUGGGUGCCGGCAGCACCACCAAAAACCACCAGAUGGGUUUCGAUUCUGAGGGAAUAGUAGGACUUAUCGUUUGGAUGUGCUGCGUCUUGUACUCAUCCCUGCGUUCCGCUAGUCAGUCGUCGAAAAUCACCAUGUCCGAAAACAUGCUAGUCAAGGAUAACGGGGCCGUAAGGAGCGGCGGAUCGGAUCACCUUGUUGAAAACGAAGGUAAAGAUGACGGCGACACUGCCGAACGGGGCGAGAAGAAGGUCUGGGAUAACGAGGAAGACACGGUUGCGUAUUCGUGGAGUUUCUUCCACUUGAUGUUUGCCUUAGCCACGUUGUACGUGAUGAUGACGCUGACCAACUGGUACAAGCCGGACUCGAGCUUGAACAAUAAGGCCAAUUCGGCGUCGAUGUGGAUCAAAGUCAUCUCGAGCUGGCUCUGCUUGGCGUUGUAUGGGUGGACGCUGGUCGCACCGAUUGUGUUGCCGGAUCGCGAGUUCAAUUAAUUUAUCCGUUUCAGUCUGAGAUGAUUAGAUGUGUGAUAUUUUGUUGUUGCUAUAAAUUCGUCUAUCUUUUAUUGUGUGUCGUUUCUUGUUUGAUUUUAGGAAGCACCGUGAAUUUCGGCUUGGAGGUUAUGAGCUGCGAAUUUUACUAUCGUGUAUUCUUCCCUUAUUCUAAUGUUGUGAUCAAGUUAGAUACAAUUUUGUAUUACAUGCAAAUAAGUAGAUGUAGGUGUUACAGUUCUUUGUAUAUUAUUUUUAAAAAUGACUAGAUUUUUACGGAGGUACAUUGCAUAUUCAUAUAAUUAUUGGUAACUAAUAAAGUUUCGAAACACGUA